Molecule: messenger RNA, 1563 nt
Organism: Heteronotia binoei (common prickly gecko)
Lineage: Eukaryota; Metazoa; Chordata; Lepidosauria; Squamata; Gekkonidae
Gene: JAM2
Product: junctional adhesion molecule 2
Exons: 8
Coding region: 294-1118 (274 amino acids)
Biological process (GO): leukocyte tethering or rolling
Cellular component (GO): cell surface; protein complex involved in cell adhesion; tight junction
Source: RefSeq, a predicted model, not a curated record
AAGCUGGCAACGGCCUCCGAGUUAAUGGGAACAUUUACUGACACGCAAAGGAGGAGGCUGAAGAGCUCCGCUGGAAUUCGUCCACACUCCCUUGACUUCGGUGCUUGCUAACUAAAGCCAACGGAAACCUCGGCUCUUCGUUUACUCUGGGCUAUUGGAAAGGAAGUAUCCCCUCCCCGAGGUACAAAACCCCUAAAUAACGGAAGGAGCGCCCAACUCUCCCACCCACUAUUCUAGUACUGGGUGCAACGACAGUUUCUCCCUGCCUUUGGACAGCAGCUGUUGCUGUGCAGAUGGCGAGGCGCCGCGUCCUGCUGCUUUUCCUCGCCUUCUUGGGCUCGCUUUAUUAUCAUAAAGCUUAUGGAAUUGAUGUCUACACUGAAAAAGAGUAUGUCACAGCAAGAGAAUUUGAAGAGGCAAUUUUAAGCUGUAUACACAAAGCAAAGAAGGUAACCAAUCUAAGAAUAGAAUGGAAGAAAGUUAGAUCAUCAGGUGUUUCGUUUGUUUACUACAAUCGUACCUUUGUAGGUAAUUUUUCAGGUCGAGCUGAAAUGUGGAAUUCAAGCAUUCGACUUAGAAAUGUGACUAGACAUGAUGCUGGGAGAUACCGCUGUGAAAUCAGUGCAGCCACAGAACAAGGGCAAGAUGCAGCAGAGACUGAAGUUUCUCUUUCAGUGCUGGUCCCACCAGCUCUUCCUGUUUGUGCCGUGCCAAGCUCAGCUAUGGGUGGAACAGUCAUUGAACUACGAUGUAAGGAAAAUGAAGGCAUUCCUGCUUCUAAAUACAAAUGGUAUAGAAAUGGCAUUGCUUUGCUAGAGAAACCAGACUCAAGAAGGGGUAAAAAAGGGAGGAUUUCUUACACCAUGAAUACCAUGACUGGAACCCUGCUGUUCAAUCCUGUUUCAAAUAAUGACACUGGAGAAUAUUACUGUGAAGCUGAUAAUGGAAUUGGACCAUCUCGGAAAUGCCCUGUGAAGCGAAUGCAAGUUGAUGACCUUAAUGUUGGUGGCAUUAUAGCUGCUGUGGUAAUUGUGUCUCUAAUAAUAGCCUCCUGUGGUCUUGGAGUAUAUUAUGCACAAACAAAAGGCUACUUUUCAAAAAGAAAUUCUUCAAUGUAAGUACUGUUAUUUUUCCUCUUUAUUUUUGGCAGCUGAUCAUUUAAGUAGUUAUAGACAAAAACACUUUAACUUAUUGAGAACACAGCUUGAACUGUUUUUAUAACAGCAUCAGAAAAGCAGUGUUGCAUGACAAGAUGAUUUUUGCCCCCAGCAAACUCCCAUUCCCUAAUGUCCCUUAUGCUAGCAGAGUGUAAUUCUUGUAUCUUUGGAGCUUGUGAAUGACAAGAUUUUCAAUUUGUGUAAUUUAUGGCCCAUCAAAAUUCCUUUUCAUUUUACCAAUUUAGAACACUCAUGAGGUGGGAUCCUAAAGUUUUCAUCUGCUAAGUGAGGAAUCUUCCAUGAAGAGAAAGUCAUGUAAACAGAAAAAUUCCUUAUUUGGCAGAAGGGAGCCUUAUGACACAAGCCAUUAUUUUCCGGCAUGCCAGUUGCUUCAGUGUAGUCUAUU